Messenger RNA from Epinephelus lanceolatus (giant grouper), 6005 nucleotides. RefSeq names its product protein tyrosine phosphatase non-receptor type 11a (gene ptpn11a). Gene Ontology annotation, cellular component: cytoplasm. Gene Ontology annotation, molecular function: non-membrane spanning protein tyrosine phosphatase activity; cell adhesion molecule binding; receptor tyrosine kinase binding. NCBI's taxonomy places the organism in Eukaryota, Metazoa, Chordata, Actinopteri, Perciformes, Serranidae. Gene Ontology annotation, biological process: positive regulation of ERK1 and ERK2 cascade; protein dephosphorylation. The record is from RefSeq and is a predicted model, not a curated record.
GGGUGAGAAAAUCCGCGCACCCUCUAUUUUGUCGCAUGUUUGGUGACGUCCAAUAAUCGACUUGCUGUGAAGUCUCCGGGGCCGAGGCCUAGAGACUUUUUUUGUAACGCGUAAAUUUUUUUGUUUCGAUGCCUGGAUUUCGGUGCCCGUUCUGACCGGGUGUGAACCGAUGAAGCACUUUAUUCGGUGAUUGAAGCGGAAACGGUCGGAAACGUUAGCCAGCUAAUUGUAGCUACUGCUAACUGCCAGCGAGGAAGUGAGGAGCGAAAAAAAUGACAUCUCGGAGGUGGUUUCACCCCAACAUCACAGGUGUGGAGGCUGAAAACCUCCUGCUGACACGUGGAGUGGAUGGGAGCUUUUUAGCCAGGCCUAGUAAGAGCAAUCCAGGAGACUUUACGCUCUCAGUACGGCGAAAUGGAGCCGUCACCCACAUUAAGAUCCAGAACACAGGAGACUACUACGACCUCUAUGGCGGGGAGAAGUUUGCCACUCUGGCGGAGCUGGUGCAGUACUACAUGGAGCAUCACGGCCAGCUGAAAGAGAAAAAUGGAGACGUCAUUGAGCUCAAGUAUCCGCUCAACUGUGCGGACCCAACGUCAGAGAGAUGGUUCCACGGACACUUGUCGGGCCGGGAGGCAGAGAAGCUGCUGACGGAGAAAGGGAAGAACGGCAGCUUCCUGGUGAGAGAGAGCCAGAGCCACCCCGGGGAUUUUGUUCUGUCAGUGCGGACAGGAGAUGACAAGACGGACAGCAGUGACAGCAAACCCAAAGUCACUCACGUCAUGAUCCGCUGCCAGCAUGACCUGAAGUACGAUGUGGGCGGAGGGGAGAAGUUUGACUCCCUCACUGACCUGGUAGAGCACUACAAAAAGAACCCCAUGGUGGAAACUCUGGGCACUGUCCUUCAGCUCAAACAGCCCCUGAACACUACCCGUAUUAACGCUGCAGAGAUUGAAAGUCGAGUUCGGGAGCUGAGCAAACUAGCGGAGGCCACUGACAAGGUCAAACAGGGUUUCUGGGAAGAAUUUGAGACCUUGCAGCAACAAGAGUGCAAACUGCUCUACAGUCGCAAAGAGGGCCAGAGAGCAGAGAACAAAAACAAGAACAGAUACAAGAACAUUCUGCCUUUCGACCACACACGUGUGGUGCUGAAUGACAGGGACCCAAAUGAGCCAGGCUCUGACUACAUCAACGCCAAUAUCAUCAUGGUAGUAUCUGCUGUCAUGCCUGAGCUGGACCCAAAGUGCAACAGUACAAAGGUGAAGAAGAGCUACAUCGCCACUCAGGGCUGUCUGCAGAACACCAUCAGUGACUUCUGGAGGAUGGUGUUUCAGGAGAACUCACGAGUCAUCGUCAUGACCACCAAAGAGGUGGAGAGGGGAAAGAGUAAAUGUGUGAAGUACUGGCCGGACAUGUCGGCUCUGAAGGAGUACGGAGCGAUGCGCGUUCGCAACGUCAGAGAGACGGCGGCACACGACUACAUCUUAAGAGAACUGAAGCUGUCUAAAGUUGGACAGGGGAACACAGAACGCACAGUUUGGCAGUACCACUUCAGGGCCUGGCCGGACCACGGAGUCCCCACUGACCCCGGCGGUGUGCUCGACUUCUUAGAGGAGGUCAACCUGAAGCAGGAGAGCAUACUGGACGCUGGGCCUAUAGCGGUACACUGCAGUGCAGGGAUCGGGAGGACAGGAACGUUUAUAGUGAUCGACAUCCUGAUAGACGUGAUCAGGGAAAAAGGGGUGGACUGCGACAUCGACGUGCCAAAGACCAUCCAGAUGGUCCGUUCUCAGCGCUCUGGGAUGGUGCAGACUGAGGCGCAGUACAGAUUCAUCUACAUGGCUGUGCAGCACUACAUAGAAACGUUGCAGAGACGCAUAGAGGAGGAGCAGAAAAGUAAGAUUAAAGGGCGCGAGUACACCAACAUUAAGUACUCUUUGUCUGACCUGACUGGAGGAGAGCAGAGCCCUUUGCCUCCUUGCACUCCUAUUCCUACUCCCACCUGCACAGAGAUGAGGGACGACAGCUCCAGAGUGUAUGAGAACGUGGGUCUGAUGCAGCAGCAGAAGAGCUACAGAUGAGAUUCACCUUUGACCCCAGUGCUCUAUCAGUUCCAGGAUCUUGAUACCUGACAGUUUUUUCGCCAGCCACACCUUGACGCCUGAGACUUGACCGUAAAUGACAUGGAACAAUGGAAAAACACACACAUAAAAAAACAAGACACAAAAACGUGAGAGACACCAGACACCAGGGUCCUCCUGCUCUCACUCAUCCCACAUGAACAUUUGCCCUCUAGUUGAAUUCUAAACCACUGUGAUGAUCAUCAGAAGAGCCUUUUGAGAAGCCUAACACGCUAAAUCCUACUAAACCACAGUUUCUGGGUUUAGCCUUUGUAAAUCUCACCCCAAACAAGGGCUGCAAACAGAGAGCACUCUCCUCAGAGGGAAAACCUAGCUAACCUUUGCUCAUCUCUUUUUAUUUUAAUUAACCAAAGGAAGGUUAUGUAGAUUGUUUGUAGACUGAAGUGAGGAGUUUUCUGACAAAGGCCUGUGCCAAAACCACGAAUGAUUUAAUCCACAUCUCUCAGCCAAUUAGAAGUCUCUAUUCGGCCUGUUCAGCCUUUUACACGGUGGGAGACGAGGACAUGUGGACAACAGUGAGGCGAAAUUUCCAGUGAUUAUUGUCUAGUUGUCACUGUUCUAUAGAGUAACGUUUCUGAAUGAAGAACUAUCGGCAUUGUAGUGUGACACCGUAUUUACUGUUGAUUUGUAAUCCACUGACUUCUGAACAUGAAUUCCUUUUUUUUCUGCUCCAGAACUGCCUCGAAGAGAAACUUAAAUUCAGGCUGUUCAGAGUGUGAAUUAACUUUUUUGUUGUCGUCCACAUGGGUUUAAUAUGCUUUUUUUUUUUUUUGAGGGGGGGAGGGAUACACAGUGUCUGUAAGUUAAACCAUUCCUGAGCUCAAGCCGAAUGCCCUUACUGCUGCACUUUUAUUUAGCAGCAUUAACAGUUACAGUCAAGCCUUGAUUCACCUGGUGGAUUCAUAAAUAAUGUAACCUGGGGUUUAGACAGAAGUUUCUUCACGCCUGCACUUCUAUGUCAGAGUCAGUGUGAUGACAUAUUAAGAUUUCAGGGGAGUCUGUUGUGUAUCUCAGUUGCAGGCAUCGCCACAGACGCACGGCUGCCAAAAAAACUUUGUUUUUUAAGUUUUUUUUAAAAGUGCAUAUUACUUUUUUUUCAUUCUUUCUUGUUUUUGUUUUUUAAGACAAAUGCCUUUUGUGUACCAUUGCCUAUUUUGAGCACCACAUGUACUUAAUUUUUAAGAGUCACUGUUUUAGGAAGCAGUCACACACCUCUCAGCUUUGGCACUAUAGAUAGUCAUUGUUGUGGCUAGAGAUUGUUGGCCUGUGAUAGUCAGCUGGGUUCAGUAGUUUAAACACACUAACACUCACAGACACACUUUUCUUUUGUCUUUCUGUUCAUGUUAAUCAAACUUAAACAUUUAAAGGAAUAGUUUGACAUUUUGGGAAAUUUGCCCAUUCGCCUUUUUGCCGAGAGUUACAUGAGAAGAUUGAUACCACUGUCAUGUCUGUAAGCUAAGUAUGAAGCGACAGGCAGCAGCGGAUUAGCUUAGCUUAGCUUAGCUUAGCUUAGCUUAGCUGAGCUGAGCUGAGCGUAAAGACUGGAAACAGGGGAAGGCAGCUAGCCUGGCUCUGUGCAAAGGUAACGCCAUGACUGUGGGUGGAAAAAAUAGCCAUUUUUGCUGAGAAGUUUGAUAUCACUUUAAUGUUUGUGUGCUAUAUAUAAAGCUACUGCUGAUUAGCUUAGCUUGAGGGCUGGAAACGGGGAAACAGCUAGCCUGGCUCUGUGCAAAGGUGACGCCUUGACUGAGAGGGGAAAAAUAGCCAUUUUCAAUGAGAAGAUGGAUACCACUACUGUGUGUGUUCUAAAUAAAGAGCUAUAGCCGAUUAGCUUAGCUUAGCUUCAAGACUGGAAACUGGUGGAAACAGCUAACCUGGUUCUGUGCAAAGGUGACGCCACGACUGAAGAGGGAGAAAUAGCCAUUUUAAAUGAGAAGACUGAUACCGCUUUCAUGUUUGUAUGCUAGAUGUAAAGCUACUGCUGAUUAGCUUAGCUGAGCUUAGCUUAAAGACAGGAAACAAGUGAAAGCAGAUAGCCCGACUGUCCACAGAUAACAAAAUCCACCAACUAGUUUCUCCAAAACGCAUUUACUUUGCCCAUUACUUUUUGAAUUAAUUGUUUUGUCAGUAAAAUGUCAGACAAAACUGAAACGCCCUAUGUAAUCAUCUUCAUCUGUACUCAAAGCAGCCAUGCCCUUAAUAUUACGCAACUUUAAGCCUUAAUGAAAUACAAAGAGGUGAGUUAUAUAAAAUAAUUCACCUCCUGUACAAUUGUCAUGAACUUGGAAAUUUUGCGAUAGAGACCAAAACCGUUUUUGUAACAGGCUGUAAACAUGUUUAUUUCUGCUGUUAAGCUGGACAUUUUAACAUGGGGGUCUCUGGGUAUCGACUCGCUUUUGGAGGCAGCCUCAAGUGGCCAUUAGAGGAACUGCGGUUUUUGGCACAACUGCAUUGGCGUUGGUUUCAUCUUGGUUUUAUCCAACCCACAGUCCAAAAAUCCAAAGCUAUUAAGUUCAUUAUCAGGCAUGACAAAGAAAGGUGUCAAACUGCAUUUAAGAAGCAUUAAACCAGCUAAUGUUUGGCUUUUUUGCGUAAAAUUUACUUAAAUAAUUCUGCCAGUUAAUUUUCUAUCAGUCGUCUAAUCUUUGCAGUAUCUUGAGUAUCGAUCUUUUUUUAAAUAGCUCUUGGUGAGAAAGCAAAUUGGUGUAUUUCCCCAAAUGUCAAACUAUUCCUUUAGCUUCAUUUCCACAAUCAGCAGCAGUAUUUAGAAAAGUCUGAUGUUUUGGAUCUGCAUUGUUAUUUCUAGUGAUAAUCCACAACAUUCAUUUCAAACGCGUGGCCUAAGUAUUUUCUUUUCAUCAAGCCUUCCCAUCACGACGCCUUGAGAAGCUGCAGUCUCGAGAUCGAACUCACUGCUGACUCAGAGUCUCUCCGUUGAGAUAAAGGAAAAGAAGCGGCUCUCCUCUUUGCCUUGAGGGACAGUUCUCAACAACCAUUGAUCCAGGAUUGAACAGCUUCUUUCUGUAACAUUUAAAAAGAAAUCAUGAAAUCAGUGUUUUUUCGGGGGCUGCUUCCUCCCACCGGAGGAUGUCUGCUAACGCCCGGCUGCUGCUUCACAGCAAGUGUUCUUUGAAAUGAUUCCUCUCCUCCCGGGUGAACGCCAUCCACUGACUGAGAUCUUCUGUAGUGUGGUGUACUGUAUGCAGUUUUAUCGUCACAAAGGGAUGAGUUUGUACUUGUCUCAUGUUUCGUGGAGUGCGUGCUUUGUGGUGUUUUGUGUCCUGUGUGUGCGAGGAUGUGCGUAUGCGUGUGUGUGUGUGUGUGUGUGUGUGUGUGUGUGUUUGUUGUGAGAGUGCGGCUGCCUAUCAGCCUUAUACGUUCUUGGAUACUCUUUUGUUUUUCUUCCCAGAUGAUAAAACUGCUUUUCCAUUUAUCAUGUAAGCAAUUUUAGAUGCAUAGACGUGCCUUCUAUGCAUAUGCCUAUGUGUAUGUGAUAGCUAUUAAAAAACAAGACAGUGCUCUUUAGUUCCAUCGCCAUUCAAGAACCUGUAACACUUAAAUGUGAAUUCUUUCAUCCUGAACAAAAAAAGGAAAAAAAAAAAGGUGAUCGCAAUGCAAACAAACUAUAUUUUUUAACAUGUAUAUUGUACAUGAGUACCUGGUAGAGGAGAAUGUACUUACUAAAACAUAUCUACUUGCCAAUAAGAUAUACUGUAUGUAUAUUCCUACAGCUUUCUCUCUGUGACACAGGGAGGGACCUCUCACAAAGCUUCAGAGGUUUUAUUGUAUGACUUUCAAUGCAGUUAACCAUGUUAACUUCCUCAAUAACAAUAAAUGGCAGGCUCAUGCCUCAUUAAGACCGUG